AUGGACAGCAUUAUCGGGUCGGUUGGGAGAGUGGCCAACGUCAAGGUCCGCAACGACGACGACCUGAUUGACCGCGUGAACCACCUGUACACGACUGGUAUUCUCAUCAUCUUCACCGUGGUGGUCAGCGCCCGCCAGUAUGUAGGAGACCCUAUCAGAUGCUGGUGUCCUGCUCAGUUCACGUCAGCGCACGUGGACUACACCAACAACAUCUGUUGGAUAUCGAACACCUACUACAUCCCCAUCAGUGACGUCAUCCCCAUCGAGCACCACAUCCGGGAGGAGAAGGAACUGACGUACUACCAAUGGGUGCCGGUGGUCCUACUCAUCCAGGCGCUCAUGUUCUACAUCCCGUGCAUCAUCUGGCGGCUACUGAACGGCCAGUCGGGCAUCAAUGUCGACCGGAUCGUCAGCCUUGCGUCGAACGCACAGUACGAGAGUCCCGACGUGCGCAUCAGGACGAUAAAGUACGUCGUGCGUCACGUCGACCGUUGUCUUGACAACCAGCGCGAGAGCAGACACAACUGCUGCGUGCAGCUGAGACACGUGCUGUCUGCCAAACUGUCCCUGCUGUGCGGGAAGCGGUAUGGGAACUACCUAGUGUCCGUGUACCUGCUGAUGAAGGUGCUCUAUAUAUCCAACUCCAUCGGACAGCUGUUCAUGUUGAAUUCCUUCCUUUCUACAGACUACAAUGUCUAUGGGUUCCAGGUGAUGGAGGAUUUGAUAGUAGGUAAGGACUGGACGCCUUCAGAACGAUUCCCCAGAGUCACUCUAUGUGACUUUGAUAUUCGCCAGAUGCAAAAUAUCCAACGACAUACCGUCCAGUGUGUACUUCCAAUCAAUUUAUUCAAUGAAAAAAUUUACAUCUUCCUCUGGUUCUGGUUAGUGUUUGUGUCAGUGCUCACGUGCUACAGUUUCGUGUCGUGGCUCUGGCACAUGGUGUUUCCAACGACUAGAGUACAGUAUGUGAAGAAGUUUCUAAAAAUAAUGGACAGGCUGGGCUCAGGGCCGGAGAAGAAGCUGGCCACCAGGUUUAUACUCGAGUAUCUCCGUCACGACGGCGUCUUCACGCUUCGCCUUGUGGGCAAGAACUCCAGUGACAUCGUCGUGGCGGAGAUCGUGUCAGGGUUGUGGGAUUUGUACAAAAGUAAAAAGUCUAUACAGAUACGGAACCAAGCCGGCAAUGGCCACGAUACCGAGGGAGAGGAUGUCUAGCAGAAACUCACUGUGAAACACCUGAGCGAUACAGUCUCGAUACUGAGUAUCGAUAACCGAUAGUCGCCAUCGAUGAUGGCCUACUCUGCCUACGUCAGAGCGAAUCACGUGCCUCGUACUCUCCACGGGUUCCAGCAAUCAUGAUAGUGCCUCGUCGCUCACCGAACGCUCGUGGCGGCUGUGGAAGAAAGGAAUGUCCUAUCCCGAGAACAAUAUUUGAUGGCAAUACGAAAGCGUCCUUCUGCGAGAAGGAGACGACUCGUGGCUGUCCAGGAUGGAUAUGUUCAAAGAAUACUGAGAUCUACCAAAGAGAUUGUGAAUCUGACGUAUACAGAUGACAUCAAAAUAUAACUACUUCUUUCCUUUGGUGCUAAUACAUUCUUGGAUAUUAUUCCGUGUGACUUGCGUCCUGCAAUCGGCUAUAGCUCCUGUAUUAGAAUGUUCAUUUCGGAUUCAAAACGACGUUACACGUAAAUUACGCGACCAUCACUUGAAUAUGUGUUUUGUCGCACAAAACAACAAUGUAUUCUGUAGAACAAGCAUUGGAAAGCCUAGUGGAUGUUUGAUAUACACAGUGGCGGAUUUGUAAAGGGUACCACCACACGUUCUGGUAUAUGUGUUUCUCGUCAAGGGAUCGGCAGGUUGGAAGCAUCUCUUGGCCUACGUUAAGUGAUCCAAAUAUAACUUGUAAACGUCAGCAUGUUCCUGCAGUUUGUUUGUACCAUUCAAUCAUUUAAAACCCAACUAAUCGAAUGUGUGUAAUAUUUUUCUUACUCCCUACAUCAGAGCUAUGGUCCAAACAUUGUUUUGUUUUUUUAAUUAUUAUUAUUAUUAUUAUUAUUAUUAUUAUUAUUAUUAUUAUUAAUUUAUGGUCCGUUAACACAUUUAGCUAAUACAAUAUUGCCAUU
This is a messenger RNA of Gigantopelta aegis, 2123 nucleotides long. Its product is annotated as innexin unc-9-like. Lineage: Eukaryota; Metazoa; Mollusca; Gastropoda; Neomphalida; Peltospiridae. Bases 1 to 1215 code for a protein of 404 amino acids. The transcript has 2 exons. The record is from RefSeq and is a predicted model, not a curated record.